UAAAACUAUCUGCUUUGCGGUAAAGUUUUCCGUGUGUGAAACUGUUGGAGUGGAAAAAGCAGUGUCGCACUCUCUCUCUCUCAUCCCCCUUCAUUUCCUUGUCCAUUUCCAAUCUACAAUCCUCUCUCAGUCUCAGCUCUAUCUCUGUUGAUUCUUUGGUAUGACCUUUGAGCGAGGGAGGCAUGGAGGCUCACGAAUCUGAAAUUAAUAGAAGCCCCUCCAUUUGAAAUCACUUCAAUUUCAGGUGUUGCGUUCAAUUUGACUUGGCAAAUAGAGAUCUUGAGAGUUUGGCUUCUUUGAAGUAUUUGUAUUGCUUCUGCAAAUUAAUAAUUUGAAGUAAAUAUUUGUUGCGCCGCAGUCAGAAGGAAGAGUUGGAUCUGAAGAAUAUUCACUACUGGCUGCAACCUUCCAUUUUCUCUCCCUGGAUCAAGAGAAAGCUAUUCAAUUUUUACCUAUUUGUGGACUUUUAGCUUAAACUCAUGGAGAACUCAUAUGAAACAGUAGGAAACAAAGCUUUCUCCAUUGCUUCUUGCUAUCUUUAGACGUUUCCUGUUACAUAUUUCCUGGACUUGGUUCUUGAGGAGGGUUCUAGCAAUGACUUCGACGGGCCCACCUAUAAAACGAAGAGCGGGUUUGCGGAUAAAACAGGCUGGGCGAGGUUCAUAUCGAGCAAGUUAGUUAGGAUUGUAGUGAUAGCUUGGCUUAUUUAAGUAUUUGAUCUACGGGACUUUAUUGUUUCUGAAGAAUUUUAGAUAUGGGGGUUUCCCCUCUGAGCCAGUUCCUGCUGAGUCUUUGCCAGAGUUCUCAUUGGAAUUAUGCAGUAUUUUGGAAGGUUCAGCAUGAGAAUGGGAUGCUUUUGACAUGGGAAGAUGGAUGCUAUGAUGAUCCAAAACUGAGAGGAUCCACAGAUAGCAUACUGGAUCAUACAUGCUUCAAUGGAUCCAACAAGAUCUUCUCUUCUGGUUGUGGAUCAUGUGGAAAUGAUGGCAUUUCAGGUGAAUAUUCAAUUGGGCAAGUUGUGGCUGAUUUGGCAGGUGUUCAUUAUCGAUUGGGAGAAGGGGUUGUUGGUGAAGUGGCAUAUACGGGGAACCAUGGCUGGGUGUUAUGUGAAGAUAUAUUUUCCUGUGAAUUCGAAUCCAAGGAGGUUCCUCAGUUUCCAUAUGAAUGGCUAGUUCAGUUUGCUGCUGGUAUUAAGACAAUUGUACUCAUACCUGUUGGUCCACAUGGAGUUUUGCAACUUGGUGCAUUGGAAAAGGUUGCUGAGGAUCAGGCUCUGGUUGCUUGUAUAAAGGAUAAGUUCAAUGCCUACAUGAUUGGAAUGGAUUUCAUGGAAGUUAGAGCUCAGACAUCUUGGCCACUUACGCCUGCUCCCCUGGAGAACUUGGAUGAGUUAUUAACCGUUACAGUCGACCACAUGAUAGAUGAAGAUCCUAAGCCUGGUUAUGGCGUCAAAUCAACGAAUAACAAAUUGCCAACUAAUAAUCAAACGAUGCCAGUGUGUCUGGUUCAAGAUCCAUUUCACAUAUCUGGAGAAGAAUCACUAGAUAUUGUCAAAUUUACGGAGGAAAAUCAAUUUUGCUUCCAAUCAGUGGAUUUAAUGGAAGUAUCAAAAUCACUCCAUCAAUCACUACAUGAUAUUGAGUUGGAGAUGAUGGGGGGUAGCAUGGUUGGAUUUCCGACUCUUGAAGAUGAUUUGCAAGCUUGCUUAUAUUCUGACAUCUACAAUACGGCUAUGAACUCCUUGCUUGGUGGAGAUUUGGUGGAACAAACAUUUGAAGACAAGGAUGCUGAUAAUAGGGGUCAUGAAAUUGUGAAAACUUUCUUCGGUUUUCCCACGGACUGUGAGCUCCACACAGCACUUGGACCUGGUUUGCUGGAGCAGGAGGCCAAGGAAUAUUUGUGGGAUCCAUCUCUCAUGAAUGAGAAUGCAUAUUAUAGUUCAAGUAAGAUCUUGAAUAGAGAUCUCAGCCAUGGUGUUGAGCCAUCAACUGGAUGGUUUGCCAAAAACGAAGUUGCAGAACAUGGGUCGGAAGCUGUUGUUCCUGAUAUGCAUAGCUCAUUGAAUGACGAGUUAUCUAACAAUUCAAAUGAUACCAAGUUUUCUGUUACAUCAUUGGGGCAAUUUGCUGCAUCCAAGAAAGCAGAAAUUCCAUCUAAAGAAGGUGCAUUUGUGGAGGAGAAAAGGGUUCCAUGGAGCUCUAAGACAACUGCAUGUGAUGCUAGGGCCCGAAAUGCUGUUAUUGAAUCCCCUCCCACUUCAUUUGAGAGCAUGGUAAGCACAUUGACUGAGGAAGAGCAGCAGAAGAAAGGGUAUGGCUGCAUGCAAACUAGGAAGGGGUCAAAGCUAUCUCAUGCAGGAAAAAAACGGGCCAAACCGGGUGAAAACAAGAAGCCAAGGCCAAGAGAUAGGCAAUUGAUCCAGGAUCGGGUGAAAGAGCUGCGGGAGCUUGUUCCAAAUGGUUCAAAGUGUAGCAUUGAUGGCCUCCUUGAUAAAACAAUAAAGCACAUGCUGUUCCUAAGAAGUGUUUCUGAUCAGGCUGAUAAACUAAAGCAUUCGGUCCAUCAAGCGGUAACGGGUUGUAAGAAUGUGAAAUCAUCUGACACCAAGUGUAAUAGUCAGAGUGGGACAAGCUGGGCUUUUGAACUGGGAAGCGAUGUCCAAGUUUGCCCGAUAGUUGUGGAAGAUCUUGAAAACCCAGGACAAAUGCUAAUAGAGAUGCUAUGUGAUGAUCAUGGGCUCUUUCUAGAAAUUGCUGAGGUAAUCCGUCGUUUUGACUUGACCAUCUUGAAGGGUGCGAUGGAGAGCCGUGGGAGCAACACAUGGGGCCACUUCGUUGUUGAGGCUUCAAUGGGCUUCCACAGAUUGGACAUCUUCUGGCCGCUGAUGCAACUACUGCAACGAACCCAGUCUCCGAUUUCUAUCAAGAGUUGAUGCAUUUUACACCCCUGGAAACUGAACUCACUCACCGGUGAGUUGGUCACAACAAGUGUGUUUCGUGUGGACUGCACCGUGUGUAUGUUUGGUUGUCAAAAUGUCUGUAAUCUAUCAUUCUAUGACUGUAACAAUAGUACUACUCUUUGAUUUAGGAGUCGACUGUUCACCCGAUACUGAUGAUAUCAGUUGCUCAGUGCAUCGUGUUUGUAUUAAUUAGGAAGGCUAAACUGGCCUGCUUUAUGUUAAUAUAGAGAUUGUACUUUUCAAUAA
This is a messenger RNA of Rhododendron vialii, 3205 nucleotides long. RefSeq lists its product as uncharacterized. Bases 755 to 2932 code for a protein of 725 amino acids. Gene Ontology annotation, molecular function: protein dimerization activity; DNA-binding transcription factor activity. The transcript has 11 exons. The record is from RefSeq and is a predicted model, not a curated record. Gene Ontology annotation, biological process: regulation of DNA-templated transcription. Lineage: Eukaryota; Viridiplantae; Streptophyta; Magnoliopsida; Ericales; Ericaceae.